Priapulus caudatus is the source of this 591-nucleotide messenger RNA. Its product is annotated as trace amine-associated receptor 1-like. Gene Ontology annotation, cellular component: membrane. Lineage: Eukaryota; Metazoa; Priapulida; Priapulimorpha; Priapulimorphida; Priapulidae. The transcript has a single exon. Gene Ontology annotation, molecular function: G protein-coupled receptor activity. The record is from RefSeq and is a predicted model, not a curated record. The coding region runs from base 1 to 591 and encodes 196 amino acids. Gene Ontology annotation, biological process: G protein-coupled receptor signaling pathway.
AUGGUAGUCCUCGCUUGGAGCUUUGGCUUCUUCGCAAGCGUGAUGACUCUCAUUGGCAACCGCUGGCAGCCGGAUCAACCGUGCAUAUAUGACACCGUCACGAGAAGAACAUCUCUCAUCUGUACCUCGCUAGUCAUUGGUACGUGUGGCGUAGCCAUCAUCUCCAUCUACGCUUACAUGAUGAUGAUUGCCAAGCACCACCAGCGGCAGAUCCACCAGGAACCGAACAGCAGCGGUUCGCAUGAGGCAGUAGCGACCAGAAAAUCCUUCUCUGCUGAGCUCGCCAAGCAUCUGAAGUUUGCCAAGACGUUUGGCAUCGUCGUCGGCGCCUUCGUCGUCUGCUGGGCUUCUUACUCCAUCCUGAUGCUGCUGAGCGUGGCCGACGUCUACCACUACACGCUCGGCGUGGCGACAAGAUUUGGCUAUAUGAUGGCAGACUCCAACUCUUUUAUGAACUUUUUCAUAUAUGCUUCAACGAGCAGUCAGUUCCGCGCCGCCUUCCGGGCGGUGUUGCCCUCGCGUGGACUACAGAGGCGUGGAUACUGUUUAACCUUACUGGAAUCAUCGCGACUGUUUCACCCAUUCGAUUAG